Molecule: messenger RNA, 8673 nt
Organism: Thamnophis elegans (Western terrestrial garter snake)
Lineage: Eukaryota; Metazoa; Chordata; Lepidosauria; Squamata; Natricidae
Gene: AGAP2
Product: ArfGAP with GTPase domain, ankyrin repeat and PH domain 2
Exons: 19
Coding region: 82-4194 (1370 amino acids)
Cellular component (GO): nucleus
Molecular function (GO): GTP binding; protein binding; GTPase activator activity
Source: RefSeq, a predicted model, not a curated record
CAGCAACAGCAAGAGGAGAAACGUCUGGCAGAUGCUGGCUAACGGUGUGGGCACUGCCGCCGUCCGUUCCCCCAGGCACUCAUGAGCAGAGGAGCAACCCUGCAGCGAAGGACGACCUACCUGAUCUCCCUGACCCUUGUGAAGCUCGAGUCCGUUCAGCAGCUCCAGCAAGGGGAACAGCAGCAGCAGCAGCAGCAGCAUCCGCCACCGCCAGAAGAUGAGAAGGCAAGGGCUGAGGAUGGGGCUUCUCAGCCGGAGGGCAGAGCAGGCAGCCUCCCCUCCAGCCCUAUGGCUUUUCCAUCAGUUGCCGAACCCUCCGGGUUAAAGAGCCACAAGGAAGCUGAGGAGACGGCCAAGAUCAAGAGGCAAGAGCGCAUCUUCCACCGGCAGGAUGCGCUCUGGAUUAGCACCAGCAGCGCCAGCACUCCUGACUACCUACUGCAGUUGUCGCCAGGCUGCCCUGAGACGCCUGGCCCAUCCCCAUCCCCCGAUGGCACUGGGCGAGCUGGAUCUCUCUGGACCCCACCUAGCAGCAGCAGCAGCCAAGACAGCCCUUGGGAUCCAAACCUCGGAUUAACAGCAGCUGCCCCCAAGGCUAGGGCCACCAUCAGCUUGGAUGCACCAGCCAUGAUGCCGAGGUCUGAGGUGCUGGGAACUUCAGUGGCUCCAGUUGUGCCCCCCAAGCCUGACCCACUGGUGCUCCCUGUUGCACCAGCUGUGCCCCCCAAACCCGAUAUGGCGUUGACCUCCAAAUCUCAGCCAGCUGUCCCCUUUAUUGCUCCGCCCCUGGCUCCUAAACCUGAGCCUGUGGUGCCCUUCCAGCGUGAGGCAUCUCUGCCAUGCAUAGCCCCAGGUCUGCCGCCCAAACCCGAACCAGCAAUUCCCUCUAUAGCCCCCAUCAUCCCUCCCAAACCAGAACCACCCGUGGGCAUUAUCUUUUCAUCUGCUCCUCCCAAACCUGUGAUAGUCGGCCCUUCAGUCUCCUCCACUGUCCUUUCUAAGCCUGAAGGUACUUUUGUCCCAUCAGCUCCUGCUGUAGCUCCAAAGCCCAAAGCCAUUUUGGUUCCAGUCCUGCCCAGUGUGCCACCGAAACCAGAAGUGGCUCUGAUCCCCUCCAAGGCUGGGUUGAAGGAAACCUUGGAGAUCCCUGGAGAUGAGUUGCCAAUCCCUCCUCCAACCACUGCCAGCUGCUCCUCCAGUGCCGCUGCACCUGGACGCCGGAUGUUGGUCAGCCACGCUAGCUGGGGUGGCCCUGAGCCUGGGACCAUGGAAAUGACGGUGAGCCGUGUGGGUGUUUCCUCCUUCUCUCACUCGGGAGCCUCCUCUCCUCACCCCGCUGCUGGAAAUCGCCGCCUCCGCUUGGCCACAAAUAAGCCUUUCAAAACAGUGACCACCACAGGGGCUAAGGUGGGUACAGAGCCAAAGGCCAGCAAGGGGAGCCACAAAGGGGGUACCCCAAAUCGCCUGUCGUGGCCGGAGAGUGAAGUCAAGGGCCGCAUGAAGGUGGCAGUCAAAGGGAGCGGGGAGACUGUCCCCCGAGGAGGAUCCAGGGCGAAACUGUCGCCUCACAAAAACAAAAGCAAGACUCUGGACAACAGUGACCUCAACCAUGGCCCAGUCAGCUUAGCCUCAUCUGGUUCUUGCUCCUCAGAGGCCGCAGUAGGGCUGAAGAGAGGCCGGGAGGGUGGAAGGGCCUCCACUCGUGACCGAAAAAUGCUCAAGUUCAUCAGUGGCAUCUUCACCAAGAGUCCGGCUUCCACUCCCACUCAUCCUGGGCCUGGCUGGAGCCUGAGCCAUAAAGAGCUGCUUAGUGCUGAGCUGGCCAAGGGAGAAUUACCCAAGGCUGUGGCAAAUAGCCAAGAAUGGACUCUUAGCCGCUCUAUCCCUGAGCUACGCUUGGGCGUCCUUGGAACCAUCAAGAGUGGCAAAUCAGCCCUGGUUCACCGCUACUUGACUGGAUCCUACUUGGGCCUUGAACCUGCAGAAGGGGGCCAAUUCAAGAAAGAGGUCGUGGUGGAUGGGCAGAGCCAUCUUUUGCUGAUUCGAGAGGAAGCUGGGCCACCAGAUGCUAAGUUCGCCAAUUGGGCAGAUGCCGUCAUCUUUGUCUUCAGUCUGGAGAACGAGGCCAGUUUCCAAGAGCUGACUCAGUUCUACGGGCUCCUCACCAACUACCGUGCUGUUUCCGACAUGGCUCUUGCCCUGGUGGGCACUCAGGACAAAAUCAGUGCCAGCAAUCCACGUGUGAUUGAAGAUUCCCGAGCCCGGGCUUUAUGUACAGAAAUGCGGCGUUGCCUCUACUAUGAAACCUGUGCCACUUAUGGACUGAAUGUUGAUCGGGUCUUCAGUGAAGUUGCCCAGAAGAUUGUGAACAUGAAGAAGCAACAGCAGCUGCUUGCAUCCUGCAAAUCUUUGCCCAGCACACCCAGCCAUUCAGCAGUUUCUACACCGGCGAGUAAUGGUGGCCAUACAAGUGACUACUCUUCAUCCCUUCCUUCCACACCCAAUAUCAGUCAUCGGGAGCUGCGCAGUGAGGCUUCAGCUAUAAUUGGCACACCCAGCUCCCUGCAACGUGGGACCAAACGCCGGACCAGUCUGUUCACUAAUCGCAGAGGGAGUGAUACAGAGAAGCGGAGCCUGGAUAGCCGAGGUGACAACACGGGCAGUGGGAGAGCUAUACCCAUCAAACAGAGCUUCUUGCUGAAACGAAGUGGGAAUUCUCUGAACAAGGAGUGGAAGAAAAAGUAUGUCACUCUGUCCAGUAAUGGUCUUCUCUUCUAUCACCCCAGCAUUAAUGAUUAUAUCCAUGGAACCCAUGGGAAAGAAAUGGAUCUCCUUCGCACCACUGUAAAAGUACCGGGCAAACGCCCACCCAGAGCCAUCUCUGCCUGUGGCGCCUCCUCAAGUAUCAACGGCCUGGUGAAAGACAUGAGCAGCGUUGGAGUUGGGGACAGCAGUACUAGCCCUAGUCCAGGCCUGCUGAAUCCUCCAGUUGACCCAGCAGUCAAGCUCUUAGGCAAACCAGAGCGUUUGCAGCGCUCGGUAUCUUCUUCCAAAGCUGAAGUAUCCAUGGCUGCAGAAGGACUAUCCAGUCCUGGCAGCAGUGGCAAAGACCCUCCUCCAUCUCCUAUGAUUGACAGAAAGAAACACAGGCGGAAGAAGCUCACCACACCAUCCAAAACUGAGGGAUCAACAGGGCAGGCGGAGGCCAAGCGUAAAAUGUGGAAAUUAAAAACCUUUGGUAGUUUAAGAAAUAUUUAUAAAACAGAGGAAGAGAACUUUGAGUUCAUCAUCGUCUCCAGCACAGGGCAGACAUGGCACUUUGAGGCCAACAGUUUCGAGGAGAGAGAUUCCUGGGUCCAAGCGAUCGAGAGCCAGAUCUUGGCCAGCUUGCAGUGCUGUGAAAGCAGCAAAAACAAGGCCCGGAUGGAUAGCCAGAGUGAAGCAGUGGCAAUCCAGGCUAUCCGAAAUGCCAAAGGAAAUUCUUUGUGUGUGGAUUGUGGGGCAUUAAAUCCAACCUGGGCCAGUCUGAACCUGGGGGCGCUGAUUUGCAUUGAAUGUUCUGGCAUCCACCGGAAUCUGGGCACCCACCUGUCUCGGGUGCGCUCUCUUGACUUGGAUGACUGGCCCCUGGAGCUCACCUUGGUGCUCACCUCUAUCGGGAACGAAACAGCCAACAGCGUUUGGGAGAAAUGCACACAGGGGCGCCGGAAACCCACCUGUGAGUCAUCACGGGAAGAGCGAGAAUCUUGGAUCCGAGCCAAAUAUGAGCAACGACUCUUUCUGGCACCACUACCAAACUCUGAACUCUCCCUUGGGUGCCAACUGUUCCAGGCUGUCUUGGACCAAGACUUGUGGGCCGUGCUGCUUUUGCUAGCCCACAGUGCCAAGGAACAGAUCAAUGCUCCUACCGGGGACAAGGAUCGGCGCACAGCUCUGCAUGUGGCAUGUGACCUUUCACACGUGGUUAUCACCCAGCUUUUGGUCUGGUACGGUGCUGACGUUAAGGCCCAUGAUGCUGUGGGGCACACCGCACUCUUCUACGCUCGCCGAGCAGGAAGCCAAGAAUGCAUUGACAUCUUAAUGCAACAUGGUUGCCCUAACGAAGGCUACAGCACUAUUGCCACCCCAGGCCUGCGCCGGAAAAGCAGCAGUGCCAGCAUGGGAAGGACCGAGGCCCGAACUGCCCUGGUGUAGCAUGCCGGGGGGAGCCUCUUCCCCAUCCCAACGGUGCCAACAAGAGUGCAGUGACUGAUGCCUCCUCUCCUUAAGGAGAUCCCACUCCCCUCUGGCACCUGGACUGUAAUGCCAAGGAGCAUAGAUCAUGACUUGUGUCAUGCAGAGGCGGUGGCGGCUCCCAUCCAGAGCCUGGCUUCAGUGGUUCUGCUUGGCAUAGGCUGCCAUCACCAAGACUCACAGCUCUCUCUACUGCCAGGCCUUGAGCUGCUCUGCUGAUAUCCUGGGCAAACAGCCGUCUCUCCAGACAGGUCAUCAGAGAAAGCCUACAGGGAACCGAGAGCAAUGCGUCCCAGUAUUUGGAGUGAAUAAGAAUUAGGACCUGGGCUGACGUUGUCGUCUUCCCAAUUAAGACUUUGGGAAAUGAGAGGGACAAGGGUUUACGUGGGGUCAGCUCCCCUUUUCUUUCUGGGUUUAUAAGUGUUGAAGGCGAAAGGUAAAUCAAUAUUACUGGAGCGGUUGGUGACUGAACUACACUAACCACUUCUAUGGAGCCCCAAAACAUGACAAUACAGGGGGGGCGGGGGGGAGUGUUGAAGGGUCCAAGAGCAUUUGUCACAACAAUAGCACUGAGGGAAGAAGGUUCAAGAGGGAACCUUUGUGUCACUUAAUGUGGCUUAAGUGAACCCCUCUCCUCCUCGUGUUAGGGUACAGGGCUUAGUGGAUGCACUUGAGCUGUGGCGCACUAAAGGGGUUGUAGGCCAGCCUCCCUCAUUUCUAGGCAGGAGCGUGUACAAAAACAAGAGUGAAGAUGUUUGCUCAAAUCCAGCGAGGACGGGCAUGUGGAAAACAUGCAUUUCAUGGAGAAACCUGUUUCCAUUAUUCAGUUUUCCUUGCCCUUUCAACAAAUUGGGUUUUCUCUUCCAGAACGCCGACUCUUUGGGGCAUUUUUCUUUAUCCGAGAGAGAGAGAACAUAUUUUUAUUUAGCAGACACAGCUCCUAAUGCCUGUUUUGUGAAGCGUUUUAAUUUGAAAUGUCGUGAGGCUGUUGUGAAGCCCACCCGCACCCGGCCUGUCCAGGUCGAAGCGGGUGAGGCUGAAUGAAUUAGGACACCCAUUAGCAGCAAGUCUCCACCUAUUGCCUUGCCAGACCCCUUUAGUCUUAGACUCAGGAUCACCCUGCUAUCACUCGGAAACACCAAGCACACUCCUUCUUGAAGCCACACUGAAACACAUUCCUUCUGCUAACUUUUCCUCAGGUCUGGCGCCAGAUCGUUGCACUGAAAUAGCUGUUAUGUCUUACACUCUUUCGAAGGCCCCAAGCUGCCUCCUUCUCCUUAGAAACCUUUCCACUCUUUCAGGUCGUUCAGAGGAGGUGACAAAUGGUUGAGGCAGCUGGUUACGGGCCAAGAAGGGGGCUCAACCACGGUGAGGCAAACGCUGGGCAUCUCUGAGGAAUUCAACAAGGCCAUCUUUUAUGGAUGCUGAGCGCUCCUCCUGAAGCUAUAGACAUACUGAGCAGCCAGAGGGGGAGUUCUUCCAAAGCAACACAGAGCCUGGCUGUUAAAAAGAAGAGUCAUUUUUUUUUAAAAAAAGAGAAAGAAAUGAAGGAACAUUUGUAAAAAGCUCCUGUCUUCACUCCUCCCAGUAUUAUCUCCCCUUUCUGACUUUUGUCCUAGUUUAUUGCUUCAUUUCGAGAAGGAUAAAAUCCUUCCCACUCUUUCUUCUCUUUCUGGUUUGGCAGCUCUCCUGGUGCAAGUGUUUACAGGCCUCGCCUCCACUGUUGUGGCAGGGGCAUCUGUGUGGUUGUGAUGAGUGAUGUGGUCUCAGGCUUUAUUUCAAAUCUGUGAUCAGGGUAAUGCAAUUAAUCCUCCCUCCCCAGUGUGGACAGACCUGGGCUGGAGCGGCCGUUACAAUUGCUGCCUCCACCCCACUGGCCUCUGGUCAAACCCAGCCUGAUCUCAUUCCUCUGGCCGCUGGUUUGUACCAUGAGAACUGGACGUGCGGGCAAAGGGCACAAGCCCAGCCAGGCCACAUCACCUCUUAAGACACCUCGGGCUUUCUUGCCCUUCUGAAUCUGAACAAGUUCUUGAAUGUACUGGCGAUUGUGUUGCACGAGAUCCAUGCCCCUUAGCUGUCAAGAUGGAACCUGAUAGGCCUGGCCCCAAGAGGAUAGUUAAAACACACUCACAUUCUUGCCAGCUUCCCCACGGCAUGAUGGAUGAGCAUGGCAGGCUGUUGGGAAGGGAACUGGCUGUGCAUCCUGGCUUCCGAGCACUUUGGAAUCCAGCCUUGAGGGUCAGAAGAAAGCAGGGGGCACUGAUCCGUCAACACUGAAUGUAAUUUAUGCUUGGGGGGGGGGGGGGCUGGCAGUUCAGCACAAGUUCGUGGGAGAGCCUCUUGUGCAAGCCCCAGAUUUGGGACUCGAAAAGUAAGGUGGGUGGAAGUGGGGGGGGAGGGGAUGUGGAAGUGCCAGAGCUGAUAUUAUUGGCCCUGUGCAGCUGUUGUAAUCUCUUGGAUUGUACCUUGUAAGUAUGUGACAAUGUAAGAAGAUGUAAUAACAGUGACUGAUUAUUCCUUCUUGUGAUAGCUUUCCAGAGUUGGAUUGCCAAGUGGGUGGGAAUAUUUCCGUUGGGGUUUUUUUUUCCUUCUCUUUUUACAGCAGCAGCAAAUAAGGAAGAGCAUUUAGGAGAAAGUAAAUGUUGCCUCCCCCCUGGAAAUUACUAAUGCUGAGGAGGAGAAGAGGAGAAGGAAAGGGAUAGCAACGGAGUUUGUAACAAUUGGUCAAAUGCAAGCUAGGGACAUGAUAUUCAGGUGAUCUCAGAAGCCUUGCUAUGUUCCCAGGAGACCACAAGGAAGUGACAGUACUCUUAAUUCUCUCCACUUGAUCAUCUCCUUGCCUAUCUUUUAUCCCACUGCAACAAAAUCUAGUGUUUAAUAUGACAGAAGUAGAAAAAAAAACUCAGCAUAUAGAUGGACAGGAAGAUUCCUAAGAGCAUUUGCUUAACUUGUAUUGCUUUGCCCCUUAUUACUUAGCUCCCGUUGGUGUCUUGCUGUAGUAUUAUACAGAGACAACUAAGCACAUCUACGUCCAUUGAGAUCUUCAUCCACCACAUUCUCAAAUGCGUGUGCUGCAUGAUAAAUACUUCUCCUAGCCAUUCUCACCUGUUCUUGCUAUCGCAAUGCCUUCGUUUGUGAACUGCUGCAUGAAUGGUCCAUUGUAGGAAAACCUCAAUUUAACAGACGAGAAGGGAAAGGGGGUCUGUUAACUCAAAAUGAUGUCAAUUUCCAUCCAUUUACACUGUUUGUGUGACACUUGUCCAGACUGCUUCAGAAAUGGGCUUUUGUCUUGUUAUUUGCGGGGGAAGCAAAAAGAGAAACGUUAUCCAUCGCCUCAUAAGCCUGCUGAAUUGAGGUUUUACUGUAUCUUCAUUUAAAGUAUGAUAAUUGGUGAUCUGUAAAUUAAGUUGGUAGAUAGGAAAUGUGGUUAAAACAAGUAGAUUAAGACUUAUUUGGGGGGAAAAUGCCACUGAGCAAUAAUCCAUUACAGUUACAAGUAGUUGUUGGCUUCCUCACCCUAACAGGCUUCAUACAUUCAGUGGGUUUUAUUUGCAGCUGCUGCUUAGUGUCAGUCCUGAAAUGGCUCCUUCUGUGUCUCCAUUAGCCCCUUAAAAUAAAAAUAAAAAAUCCAUUUUGAUAAAGAAAAACCAGAAGACUCCUCAAAGGGGGAGAUUUAAGGGUUUAUUCUUCAUUUUAGGAAUCCAGUCUGCCAAACUGAAAAAGUACAGAUUCUAAAUGAACAUAAAUUCCCCCAUCAUUGAAAGAGUAAAAAAUAAAAUUUAAAGUUUACUUCAAGUUUAAAUAGGUUUCUUUUUCUUCUUCAAGAGACUGUAAGAGAUGAGUUAGAAUGCUGAAACUUUUAAAGUGCUAUAAUUGGUAUUUGAAAAAAAAAUAAGACUAUUUCCUAUAGAUAUAUCUUUGCCCAAUUCCAAUGUUACUUUUUAAAUGCAUAUCCCACACUAAUCUUUUUAAGAAGUCGUACUACACAGCAACAUUAAGAUUAAUCUCUUUUUGUAGAAAACCAAGUAUUCCCACCCCCUACCAAAAUCUGCACAAUCAAAUUCUUCUGUGCUAAUAAUAAAGGCCAGCUAAGCCAGUGUCAUCCCAAUUCAGAGACUUUGGAGAUCCAGUUUAAAAAGUGCUCACCACUUCUGUGAAAACCCGAAGAGCCCUUCCACCAUGCUCAUUCUUGUAGGCAAAAAAAAAAUCAAAGUACUAUAGAUUCAGCAAAUGUGAUAAUUCUUAAUUCAAUUGUGUGCUCUUUAGAAUGAUGUGUGCACGGAAGUAUGAAAGUCAUAGUAAAAGUUGUAUCAAUGAAAAGAUACAUAUUUAUAGGGAUCUCACAUAUAAAGAGUGCAACUUGCUACAUUCAGAUGUUUCAGUGGGACUUAUGCGAUACAUAUUCUUGGUUUCUCUGACAAUAAGACAAGAGUUUUAAAG